AACAAUCAUUAUUAUCAUAAGAUUUGGAUUAUAAUCAUGAUUGUUAAAUGAAUGAUUCCUCUUUACUUGAAUAGUAAACUUUAUCUACUAAAGUUUAGAUGAUAAGGAUAACAAUGAUCAAUGAAAUUUGAAAUCAAUUCAAUGAAUUCAAUAGAUUCAAUAAGAAAUAAAUUAUUAUUACCUACAGUCAUAUCAAAUCGUAUAUCAUCUAUUCAAUCCAUUUUAAAAGAUACGACUUAUCAAAAUACUAAAAUGUUUAUGUCACAUGAAGAAGCCCUAGUUACAUUAACUGAAAGAACAUCUUAUCCAAUAUUACAAGAGAAUGGUCAACGUUGUUAUGGUCCACCACCAAAUUGGUUAGGACCAAAACCACCAAAAGGUUGUGAAAUAUUUAUUGGGAAAAUACCACGUGAUUGUUAUGAAGAUGAAUUAGUUCCAAUAUUUGAAUUAGUUGGUCAAAUUUAUAUGUUUCGUUUAAUGAUGGAUUUUAAUGGAUUAAAUCGUGGUUAUGGUUUUUGUUUAUAUACAAAUCGUGAAGAUACUAAACGAGCUGUGAAUGAAUUAAAUUAUUAUGAAAUACGUAAAGGUAAAAUGUUAGGUGUUUGUUAUAGUAUUGAUAAUUGUCGUUUAUUUAUUGGUGGUAUACCAAAAACAAAAACAAAACAUGAAAUAAUGUUAGAAAUAUCCAAAGUAACUGAUGGUGUAAAAGAUGUUAUUGUUUAUUCAAGUAUAGAAGAUAAAACAAAAAAUAGAGGAUUUGCAUUUAUUGAAUAUGAAAAUCAUAAAACAGCUGCAAUGGCUAGACGUAAAUUAAUACCUGGACGAAUUCAUUUAUGGGGGCAUCAAAUUGCAGUGGAUUGGGCAGAACCAGAACGUGAAGUUGAUGAAAAUAUCAUGUCAAAAGUCCGUAUACUAUACGUCAGAAAUUUAAUGUUAGAUACAACAGAAGAUGCGGUAAAGGAUCAUUUCAAUCAAGCAAUUAAUUCAAUUAAUGCUGUUGAACGUGUUAAAAAAAUUCGUGAUUAUGCUUUUGUGCACUUUCGUGAUCGAUUAGAUGCUGUUGCAGCGUUAAAUCAAUUAAAUGGUACUUUACUUGAUGGAGCACAAAUUGAAGUGUCAUGGGCAAAACCUGUCAAUAAAAAUGAUAAUUUAAGAACAAGUCAUCAUUCUCAAUCAAUUUUAACAAUCAAUUCAAACUAUACUAAUCAUAAUAACAGUAGUAUUAAUUAUAAUAAUAUAAGUUUAUCAGAAUAUACUCAAAAACAAGCCUUAUCAUUGUUCUCAACAUCAUCAUCAUUAUCAUCUUUGUCAUUAGUCGGUUCAUCUAAUACAUUCAUCAUACCGUCAACUUCAUCAGAACUAUACUAUUCGAAUGCAUUAACAAAUAAUAUACCUUUACAACAAUUACAUCAUUCUAACUUAUAUCCUUUUACAUCAAUAAUUAAUCAGUCAAUCAUAACAUCUAGUUCAUAUUAUACUCCAAAUGUGUUCACACAAACCACUCUAUAUAAACAUCAAACUCAAUCUAAUCCAUUAUUUAAUCAUACUAUGAAUCCUAAUUCAUUAUUAUCCAAUUAUACCAUUUCUUCAUCAUUACCAUCAUCAUCAUCAUCUAUGAUGUCCAUUGUUAACUCAAUGAAUACAUUGUCUACAAUGAAACAUUCUCAUCAUGAUAACAGUAAUAAUAACAAUAAUAAUAAUAAUAAUAAUAAUAAUAAUAAUAAUAAUAAUAAUAAUAAUAAUAAUUUAAUCAAUAAUAAUUUAAUCAAUAAAUCAAUCAAUCACAAACCAUCAUUAACAUUGAAUCAAAUUUAUUUAAAUGAAUUAUGUCAUACAAUUUCGAAAAUGAACAUUGAAAACAAUAAAAUUGUAAAUGAUUCAAUAUUGAAUACAGAAUAUAAACAAUUAAAACAAGAUCCAUUGAAUCAAAUAAUGUUGAAAAAAUGUAAUAUAUUAAAUUCAAAGAAAGAAAUUAGUUCUUUUGAUACAAAUGCUUCACUACUUUCAAAUCAAAAGAAUUCAAACGAUUGUUCGUUCGUUUUAAAUACUGAAAGUGUUAACCGAUUGAAUAUUGACCAUUCCAGUAUAGAUGGUCAGCAGAUAAAAAAUGCUAAUAAAUUAUUAAUAGAUAUUUGUAUCAAAAAUGGACUUGGUUUGCCAAACUUUACUAUCUUGACACAAAGUUGUAUUGAUCAAAUCUAUGGAAAAAGAAUGAAUUUAUACAUUGGACAAGUCUUUUUACCAAUUAUCAAUCGUCAAUUCACUUCUAAGUAUCCAUCAAUCACUAUAGAAAAAUCAUUACAAUCAGUUAGUGAAUUAGCAAUUAUUUGGCUAGUAAAUGAUUAUUUUAUACGCAAUAAUAAUAAUAAUAAUAAUAAUAAUAAUAAUAAUAAUAAUAAUAAUAAUAAUAAUGGUAUCUAUAGUAAUGGUGAUCGUUAUAGUUUAUCUAAUGUUAACAAAGUUAUACAUAUUGAUCAUCAAUAUGAAGAUAAGUUUUUCAAUUCUUCUAAUCAUGAUUUGAUCAUGUGUAGUAUGAAUGAUAAGAGUAAUAAUAUUCAUUCAACUACAUCAUUGAAUUACACUAAUCCGAGGACAUACAUUUCAUCUUCUUUAUAUGAUCAUUCAUUUAUAUCUUAUUCUUUACCGAUAUCAUUGAAUCAAUUUACAAAGAAUUAUCAUUAUAGUAAUUCAUUAAUUCACAAUAAAAAGGAUCAAAUUCAUUUUAGAUCACCAUUAACUAUUUGUACAGAUUUAAAUCAUCAUGAUCUUAAUGAAUCUUUUAAAUCUUCUAAUCAUUAUGAUUUUGAUCCAGAUCAGUCAAAUUUAAUGUUUGAUAUAGAUAAUAAUAAUAAUAAUGAUAUUAAUAAUAGUUAUGAAUCUAAAAGAGAUUUAUAUAUAAACAAAACAAUCAAUAACAUUGAACUAAAUUCAUCAAAUCUAUUAACAUCCCAUCAAAAUACUCAUAGCUUUCCAGCAUCUAUACAAAAUAAUCAGAAUUCAAUUGAUGAUAAAUUAUUAAACUGUCAUCAGAACAUAUAAUUUCCGCUCUAUGAUAACAUUGAUGAUAUUGAUGAUAUAAAUUCAUUUUUCAAUAAAAUCGAAAUAGAUAAUGAUCCAUUCAAUGAUUCAAUUGAUCAAUUAUCCAAUAUGAAUUAUAUGAAUGAAAUCAAUUUCAAAAAUAAUCCAUUUAUAAUGAAUGAAAGAACAUUGAUACCAUUUACAUCAUCAUAUGAUUAUAAUAAUGAUAUAAAAAUAUCUAUGCAAACUAAUCACGUUGUGAAUCAUGAUACUACUCAUAUUGAUACUACUAAUACUACUCAUAUUACUAUUACUACUAAUACUACUUCAACUAUAAAUAGUAAUGUUAAUAAUAAUAAUAGUAAUGAUUAUAGUUAUGAUAAUUAUCAAUUACAUAAUGGUACUAAUUUUCUAUUUAACACAGAAUCUAUUUUAAAUAAUAAUGAAACUUUCAAUAAACCAAUAGAUUCAUCUAUUCAUCAAAUAAGUAAUAUAGAAUAUUUCAAUGACAGUAUAUAUAAGUAUAUAGAUGAUGAAACAUUGAAAUGUAUAAACCUCAGUGAUAAUAAUGAUAAUAAUAAUAAUAAUAAUAAUAAAAGUACAAAUAGUUUAUUACAAAAUACAUUUGAAAUGAUGAUGAUGAUGAUGCAUACUUCAAAUGAUACAAAUAAUACAAUGUAUAAUCAUAGAUCUAGUUUAAAUAAUUCAUUGAAUGAUUUUGAAAUGAUGCAUAAUGCAUUUCAUAGUUCACAAUUAUCCUCCUCAUUCUUAUCGUUAUUAUCACCGUCUUCAUUUUCCUCCUCCUCCUCUUCUUCUUCCUCAUCCUCCUCCUCCUCCUCCUCCUCCUCCUCCUCCUCAUCAUCAUCAUCAUCAUCAUCAUCAUCAUCAUCAUCAUCAUCAUCAUCAUCAUCAUCAUCAUCAUCAUCAUCAUCAUCAUCAUCAUCAUCAUCAUCAUCAUCAUCAUCAUCAUCAUCAUCAUCAUCAUCAUCAUCAUCAUCAUCAUCAUCAUCAUCAUCAUCAUCAUCAUCGUCACCAUCAUCAAUCACAUCUUUAUUAAAAUGAAAAACAUCAGCAGCUGAUCCAGAAUUUAUUCAUUCUAUUUCAUUGAAUCAAAAUCAAUAAUUAUAAGAUUCAUAGAAUCAAGUUACCCAUAUAUCUCCUUAUUGAUAAUUAAAACCACCUACCUAAAAGAAAUUUUAUUUGUGGAUAUAAAUAUAUCAAAAUUGCAUAGUAAUUAGUAGAAAUUUUGUUUUGUUUUCUUUUUUUUUGACACCCUUUUU
Schistosoma margrebowiei is the source of this 4298-nucleotide messenger RNA. The record is from the annotation of a GenBank genome assembly. NCBI's taxonomy places the organism in Eukaryota, Metazoa, Platyhelminthes, Trematoda, Strigeidida, Schistosomatidae.